AUGGCGCUGCGCCGGUGCGCGGCCACGGCCCUCGUGGGUGGCGCGGCCGCCAUCGACAACGGCCUCGGGCUCUCACCGCCGAUGGGCUGGAGGAGCUGGAACUGCUACCACAACGACGUGGACCAGGACAAGCUGCAGAGCGUCAUGGCCAAGGUGGCCAGCCGUGGCCGGCUCGUGGACGGCAGAAACGCGAGCCUCGCCGACGUGGGCUACGUGGACGUGGGCCUGGACGACAAUUGGCAGGCCUGCGGGGCAGGCGUCAACGGGUCCUUCCACGAUGCCGAGGGGCGCCCUCUCAUCACCGAGGAUUCCCGUCCAUGA
Messenger RNA from Prorocentrum cordatum, 321 nucleotides. The record is from the annotation of a GenBank genome assembly. NCBI's taxonomy places the organism in Eukaryota, Dinophyceae, Prorocentrales, Prorocentraceae.